Messenger RNA from Humulus lupulus (European hop), 1139 nucleotides. RefSeq lists its product as uncharacterized. NCBI's taxonomy places the organism in Eukaryota, Viridiplantae, Streptophyta, Magnoliopsida, Rosales, Cannabaceae. The transcript has a single exon. The coding region runs from base 389 to 982 and encodes 197 amino acids. The record is from RefSeq and is a predicted model, not a curated record.
UGCAACAAUAAAUGUUAAAAUAUAGAAAUAAAAUAAAAUACAAAAGAUGGAGGGAAUGAAGACCACAAGGUACCCCUAACAACAUUAAUUAAGCUUCUCCAUUUGGACACUUGACCCAUCUCUUAUUUAGUUGUUGACUAUACCGCAAAGUCGUAUAUAUAUAUCUACUCUCUCUUAGCCUCUUUUAUGAAUUUUGAUAAGAAUACCAUAAAUUGAAGGUAUCAAAUAUCCGUAAUAAGUGUAAUUACUGGCGUUCCUUUUUCUUGUUACGUGGAGCUAAAUUUUCCCACAUAUUUUCCCAAACCAACUAACAUAUCAUAUUAAAUGUGCAUGUGCAUAUACAUUUCGACCUUUUUCCCAUACUAUCUACAUUUACACUCCUCCCACCAUGGAGAAAAAUAAAGUGAGAGGGAACACAACUGACGAAUCAGCGGUGGUGAAGGCGGCGGCGUGGGCGUGGUACCAGCACGGGUCUGGAUCAGACGGAAACCCGACCCGAGAAUACGACGUCAAAGUGAGGUCACGUCACGUUCCUCGACCAUCACGAUACAGGCAGGAAUCCGCAAUGAUAAAGGCUAAAUUAGGAGUAAAUGUUCAUCUUGAUCAUCAUGAUUCAUCAAAACCAACGGUAGGGAGCUUAUCACUCCUUGACGCAUACGAGAUCCGAAGCAUUUCGCAGCAGUUGGAUUCUCUUAUACAGUGCUCUAGAGCCGACCACAGAGAGUGCAAUAAUGAUGAAGAAGCGUUCUCGGAUAAUUAUAUUACUAUUAGCAGCAGCAGUGGUAGAAGUAGUAGGGAGGUGAUAAGAAAAACGAAGUUUACAAAUUUGAAGAAACUAAUGAGAGGAUUUUGGCUAAGGAAUGCUGUAGCGGUGUGUAGCACAAGAGAAGAUCAAGUGGUGGACAUGAGAAGGAGGUCGGGGUUUCAACAGCGUCCACCGCGACCGGUGAGCCGUCUGAUUCCGGCUACCAACCGGCUAUAGGAUAAUGAUAGUAAUACUUCGAUGGAUGAUUAUUUAUUUAUUUAAUUACAUAUAUGUAUAUAUAUAUAUAUAUCUGUUUUGUGGAUGUAGAACUUUUUAAAAAAAAUUACAAACUUAUUCUAAUAAUUCCAUUCAUAGAUCUACAUUUUCCGAACAA